AUGUCUUCAAUCCUAUCAAAAGCUUCUCAAGCCUUUUCUAAUGGUCGUACUAUAGUUCCAGAUAGAUACAGAAACAAAAAGUUUGUCUAUUUGAUUAUCUUGUUGGGUCUUACUAUGGAUAACUUUAACGUCACUGGUGCCUUGACUACUUCAUAUUCCAUAGAAAAGUAUUUUCAUGCUUCUUCAGCAACUGCUUCCUGGGCUCUUUCUGCAUACGCUUUAACAUUGGGUUCUUUCAUUAUUCUAUUCGGUAAGAUUGGUGAUAUUAUUGGACCACAUAAUACUUAUAUGAUAGGUUUGAUGGUGAUGUGCUUCUUUUCUCUUCUAACUGCCAUUCCUCAACCUAGUAUCAUUGCUCUGAUUGUUUUUAGAGCUUUACAGGGUAUAGGUGGAGCUGCCUUGAUGCCAAGUGGUUUUGCUCUUGCUGCAAACUAUUUCCAGGGAGCAGAAUUGGAGUGGGCAAUUCGUUUGCUAUCUAUUGUCUUGACAGGAAGUUUGGGUUUAGGAAUUUUGCUCGGUGGUGUCUUCUCUGUCACAAACAUUGGGUAUCAAGGAUUUUUCUACUUCACCUUUGGACUUUCCUUAACGUGUCUUGUAAUUCUCUUUUUCCUUAUGAUCCCCAUUGAAAAAACUGAUAAUCAUAAGGAAAUGAAGCUGAGAGAUUUGGACUAUCCGGGCGUGUUUCUCUUAGUUGUCGGCUUACUUCUUGUCAUCUUUGGUUUGACCGAAGCGGGAAGUAGUUGGAAGACUCCUAAGGUUUACGUCACUAUUCCUAUUGGUGGUUUACUAAUUAUAUUCAUGGUUUGUGUUGAAACUCUUUACUUUAGGCAUUUCAAGAAUAAUAAUAAUGCUGCUAGUCGGAUAGUCACUAGAGCACAUAUUGAUAUUGAGGACCAGAAUAAAGUUCUCGAUAAGACUGAAUCUGACAAUGGAUCGGACCAAAGCACUAUUCAAAGCUACAGCAGUAUGCAACGUGAUUGGAGAGUGAGGAUUCAAUUGAUUUUUCCGGCUGAAGUCUUCAAGCUUCCCAACUUUUUGUUCUUGGGAAUAGGAGUUUUCUGCUGCUUGUUAGCAUAUGUGGCUUUUGUAUCAGCGUUGAUUCAGUACAAUAUUCUUUUACACGGAAACACUCCUCUUAUUGCCUCUGUUAAAAUACUUCCAAUGGCAGUCGGAACUGUCCUGGGAUCUAUUCUUUACAGAAGCAAAUAUGCAAUAAGAGUGGGUAUUAGAAACACUUUGAUUUUCUCGGCUUCUCUUUUACUAGGUGGUUCCAUCUGGGUUUCAAGAACUGAUUAUAAAGUCAUAAAUGAUUACUGGAAAUUUCAGUUCGCAAGUCAGUUCAUAAUGGGAUUCGGUGUCAACAUAUUUUUCAUGGUUUAUCUUAAUGCUAUCAUGUCCCAAACACCUUUGCAUUUGCAAGGGGUUGUCUCUGGUAUAUUCCAGACCUUUGGACAAGUUGGUGUUGCAAUUGGUAGCGCAUUGUUUACAACCGUUGUUGGGGUUUUGGUGAUACAGACAGAAUCUGCUGCAAAAGAAGAGCAGUUUAAGAAAUUCCGUAAUGCCUAUUACAUUGGUAUUACCAGUGCUAUCUUGUUUAUUGCUUGUCUUUUUGUUAAGGAUCCUUACAGAAAGAGUAAAGGAUCUGCGCAGGGAGCCGAUAGCACUUCUGAAAAUCUGGAUUCUCUGCAAAGUGGAGAUAUAAGUGAAACUAACAAAACCAAUGAAGCUAGUGACACUGCCAAUAAGAUCCAGGCAUAG
Brettanomyces nanus is the source of this 1758-nucleotide messenger RNA. RefSeq lists its product as uncharacterized. Bases 1 to 1758 code for a protein of 585 amino acids. Gene Ontology annotation, molecular function: transmembrane transporter activity. The record is from RefSeq and is a predicted model, not a curated record. Gene Ontology annotation, cellular component: membrane. Lineage: Eukaryota; Fungi; Ascomycota; Pichiomycetes; Pichiales; Pichiaceae. Gene Ontology annotation, biological process: transmembrane transport. The transcript has a single exon.